Molecule: messenger RNA, 2287 nt
Organism: Brassica oleracea var. oleracea
Lineage: Eukaryota; Viridiplantae; Streptophyta; Magnoliopsida; Brassicales; Brassicaceae
Product: pentatricopeptide repeat-containing protein At1g11710, mitochondrial
Exons: 2
Coding region: 173-2116 (647 amino acids)
Molecular function (GO): protein binding
Source: RefSeq, a predicted model, not a curated record
GGGUAUAUAUUAAUUCGGACCGUUUUCUCGUUAAAAGUCCUAACCUUUCUCUCUUCAACAGAAGCUCACACCGGCUCCGCCGCCGCCGCCACCGGCGUCACUCAUCAGCCCCCCAAUUUUUCCCUCUUCGCGCCUUUCGAUUGAGUAUCGUUAUCUGUCUCUCCGUUACUGUAUGUUCGCUCAAGUUAUCUUCAGACGAACUCGAUUCCUGGUAGUACGCUCCUUCCACGUCGCUAAGAAGUUCUCGAACCCCCCCGACCCAGAAGACAUUCUCUUCAGUUCCCUCUGUUUGAACCUAAGGCAAAGAAGAUGGAACGCUCUUCACCAACUCUCCCCAGCUCUCACAAACCCCUUGGUAAGCAGACUCCUUCUCCAGUUCCGAACCUCCCCGAAGCUAGCCCUCGAGUUCCACAACUGGUUCCUGGGGAACAGCACCGUGGCUAACCCCUCCGAAGCCUCUUGCGUGAUGGUUCACUUGCUGGUUGAGUCCAGAAGGUUCGACGAUGCGUUGUCAGUAAUGGCGAGUCUUAUGUCAAAGUUGAGUCCUUUAGAUGUUUUGUCUGGUUUGAUUCGAAGCUACGAACCUUGUGGUUCGAGUCCCGACGUGUUUGACUCUUUGGUCAGAGCUUGUACGCAGAACGGCGACGCUGAGGGAGCUUGUGAAGUGAUCGAGCAGGUCAGAGCAGAGGGGUUCAACGUCUCUGUCCACGCGUUGAACAACUUCAUGGGAUGUUUAAUUAAUCUGAACGAGAUCGAUUGGUUCUGGAGCGUUUACAAGGAGAUGGAUGGUUUGGGAUACGUUGAGAAUGUCAACACUUUUAACCUCGUUAUAUACUCGUUUUGUAAAGAGCGUAAGUUGCUCGAAGCGUUGUCAGUGUUCUACAGGAUGUUGAAACGUGGGGUCUGGCCUAAUGUCGUUAGCUUUAACAUGAUGAUUGAUGGAGCUUGUAAGGUUGGAGAUAUGGAGUUCGCGUUGGAGCUCUUAGGGAAGAUGAGAGUUAUGUCUGAAGGGUUUGUCUCGCCUAAUGAUGUUACGUAUAAUACAGUUGUCAACGGGUUUUGUAAGAUUGGGAGGUUGGAUUUGGCGGAGAGGAUCCGUGGUGAAAUGGUUAAGUCAGGUGUUGAGUGUAAUGAGAGAACGUACGGAGCUUUGGUUGAUGCGUACGGAAGAGGAGGAAGGUCAGAUGAGGCUUUGAGGCUGUGCGAUGAGAUGACGAGUAAAGGACUUGCGGCGAAUACCGUUGUGUGUAACUCUGUUGUUUAUUGGCUGUUUAUGGAAGGUGACGUGGAAGGAGCUAUGUUGGUGUUGAGUGAUAUGAUCAGUAAAGAGGUGGAGGUAGACAGGUUUACUCACGCUAUUGUCAUCAGAGGUUUAUGCAGAAACGGUUAUGUAGAGGAAGCUGUUAAGUUACAGAGAGGGAUUAAACUUGAGGAAGAUGUAGUUGGUUACAACACGCUAAUGCACCAUUUUGUAACGGAGAGGAAGAUGAGAUGCGCUGGUGAUCAGAUUCUAGGGAGUAUGUUUGUUCGUGGUUUGAGCGUUGACGCGGUUUCGUUUGGUACUUUGAUCGAUGGAUACUUAAAGGAAGGGAAGGUGGAGAAAGCUGUGGAGGUGUACGAUGGUAUGAUCAAGAUGAAGAAGCUGCCGAAUCUCGUGAUUUACAAUUCGAUUGUGAAUGGAUUAAGCAAGCGAGGGUUGAGCGGAGCGGCUGAAGCAGUGGUGAAGGCUAUGGAGAGCAAGGACGCUGUGACUUACAACACGGUGUUGAACGAGUCUCUCAAAAUUGGGAACGUGGAAGAAGCUGUGAGUGUCUUAUUUGAAAUGCAGAAGGAUGACGGUGAGAAGCUGGUUAGCUUGGUGACUUAUAAUAUCUUGAUCAAUCAUUUGUGCAAGUUUGGGUGUUGCGAGAAAGCUAAGGAGGUUUUGAAGGUUAUGGUUGAGAGAGGUGUUGUUCCUGAUUCUAUAACGUAUGGAACUCUGAUAACAUGGUUUAGUAAGAAUCGCGGUGGAGAUGAAGUUGUUGAGGUACAUGAUUACAUGGUUCUUAAUGGAGUUAGACCUCAUGAACAGAUUUACAAAUCUGUUGUUAGUCCUCUUCUUGAUGGAGAGCCAUAGUUCAAAGUGCCACAGAAUGGUUUGCAUCUUGUUCGUAAGCGUUGACGUCGACUUGUAAAUCGGAGGUAUGUCUGACACGUGGCCAAGUUAUAUCUUUGUCACGGGCUAUACAGAAAGAAAGAAAGAAGAACAAAACCAACGACGUAUGUUGUUGGAAUCUUCUCAAUGAAU